Messenger RNA from Salvelinus fontinalis (brook trout), 6023 nucleotides. RefSeq names its product dermatan-sulfate epimerase-like protein. Gene Ontology annotation, molecular function: chondroitin-glucuronate 5-epimerase activity. The transcript has a single exon. NCBI's taxonomy places the organism in Eukaryota, Metazoa, Chordata, Actinopteri, Salmoniformes, Salmonidae. The record is from RefSeq and is a predicted model, not a curated record. Bases 731 to 4309 code for a protein of 1192 amino acids.
UGUCUCACAUUUUUUUAAACGUUCUCUUCUCUCGACCAAAUUAUUGCCGUAAAUGUGGAGUUAUGUUGAAGGAAUCGUUUCCAAGCAAUACAUGACUACAUUGCACAUCUGCUGCCACAUCUGCUGCAGGUUCCAUUUCAACAUCCUUUAGUUUGCAGACGUGUUUCAUUGAAGCAAGAAGAACAAAAGCUUGGAUUUAUCAAUCUGUCUGGAGAUGGACUGCAAUCAUGGAAGUACUUAUCAUUUCUUAUAAAGGCUCUCUGGAUAACGUACUGUAGUACUUUCUUGAUGAUGACGGGAAGGACGGUAACAGAGCUGUGUUGAUAGCUCAAGAGACACAUGCAGUUAUGUUCAAAUGAUUCUCCAUCCAAGCAAUAUCAAGCACUGUUUUACAUUCCUGUGGAUUUAAUAGUCAAACGGACUUUCUUUCUCUCUAUCAGCUUCAUGUCCCUUUUCGUCUACUAAGUUAGCUGACGCACGUUACGGUUGAUGUUACUAUGACAGAAUUUCUCAUCCCCAAAAACUAAGAACAAACUAUCUUUUCCCCCCCAGUAACAGAACACAUGGGAAAGAGUGAAGGAAUGGAAUGUAACCCAAGAUGAACUGCAACGGAGAUGCGACGGAUAGCAGGGGAGUAGUAACUUGGAAAAGACAAACAGUGAUUCAGAUUAGACUUAGAAAAUAGUUAAAAAAAGGAAAAUAAAAUAAAAACACAUCUGGUUUUUGAAUCAUGGCUGGAAAAUGCGCAGGACGGUCUGUGGUUUUAAUAUCACUCUUGGCCGUUGUAGUUUCCUUCUCAGGAAUUACUGAUGUUUUAGGCAAAAAUAAUAUUGAUGAUGAGUUGGAGAAAAUCACAUUUCAAGGAGAGGGAAGCAUCAACGAGCAUCCGGAAAACUGGCCGGUGAACCUUCACCCUAACCUGUAUUUUCACCAGGUGGACAUACGUUUACUGCAGCAGAGAUCUGCCACAACGCACAGACAUAUUUUUAAAGUUAUCCGGCUUGCUGUUGGGACUAUGCUCGCCAAUACUGCACUCUAUCUACCCCCGGUGAAGCAUGAGGAAUUUUCCAGCAAAUGGAAUGAAAUUUACGGCAACAAUCUUCCCUCUCUCGCUCUGUACUGUUUGCUCUGCCCCAAAGAUACAGCUGCCCAUCAAUUCCUAAUGAGAUACAUGGACCAGAUGGCAGUGUACCCUAACUGGACGGUGACCAACGCUCCCAACGACGAGGUUCCCAUGGCUCACUCCCUCACAGGAUUUGCCACAGCCUAUGACUUCAUCUACCCUCUCCUGGACACACCGCGAAGGGCACGCUACAUGAAGAAAAUACGUGCCGCCACAGAGGAGCUGUACGAACUCUCCAAACACAGGGGAUGGGGGAAGCAGUUUUUACAGAAUCAUCAGACUACCAACAUCUUAGCCAUCCUGACCGGCGCCCUCGUGGUUGGAGCACACAGUGACCCGGAGACAAUGAUGUGGAAGCAGGUGGCCGUUAACUACAUGGAAAAGACCAUGUUCCUCCUCAGUCACGUAGUGGAUGGCUCGCUAGACGAGGGUGUGGCCUAUGGGAGCUACACCGCAAAGUCCAUCACUCAGUAUGUUUUCCUGGCGCGUCGCCACUUCGACAUCGACAACACCCAGAACAACUGGUUACGGGCGCACUUCUGGUUCUACCACUCCACACUUCUGCCAGGUUUCCAGAGGACAGUGGGCAUCGCUGACUCCAACUACAACUGGUUCUAUGGACCGGAGAGUCAGCUGGUGUUCCUCGAUGCAUUUGUGCUCCGGGACGGCACCGGAAACUGGCUGGCCCAGCAGAUCUGGAAACAUCGUCCCAAAGAUGGCCCCAUGGAGCAGUCGGCAGCCCAGCGCUGGGCCACCUUACACACUGAGUUCCUGUGGUAUGACAGUGAGCUCUCCAAGCAACCACCAGCCUGGUUUGGCAAAGCAGUACUGCACAUGUUCUCAAACUGGGGUGUGGUGACUUACGGGGCUGGUUUGUCAUACGGUCAAGGCAGCACUUUUGUCUCCUUCAAAUCGGGGAAGCUGGGCGGUAGGGCGGUGUAUGAUAUCGUCCAUUCCAAGCCCUACUCCUGGCUGGAGGGCUGGAGUAAUUUCAAUCCGGGCCACGAGCACCCAGACCAAAACUCCUUCACCUUUGCCCCUAAUGGACAGGUAUUUGUUUCAGAGGCACUGUAUGGCCCCAAAUACAGCUACCUCAACAAUGUCUUGACGUUUGCCCCGUCUCCCACAAGCCAGUGCAAUCAGCCCUGGGAGGGCCAGCUUGGAGAGUGCGGCAAAUGGCUGCGGUGGGCAGAGCCUGAGGUCGGCAACACAGCCGGUGAGGUCAUUGUAGCUGCAUCCCACGGGGAUUCUCUGUUCGUUAGCGGAGAAGCGGUGUCAGCCUACUCCUCUGUGAUGGGGCUGAAGAGCGUAUAUCGUGCCCUUGUCUUGCUCAACUCUCAGACUCUGCUGGUGUUCGACCAUGUGGAAAAAAGCAAGGAGUCUCCGUUGAGUGCUCUGAGUGCUUUCUUUCACAACUUGGACAUUGAUUUUAAAUAUGUCCCUCACAGGGCUUUAGACAGGUACAAUGGGGCACUGAUGGACGUUUGGGAUGCUCACUACCAAAUGUUCUGGUUUGACAGUCAGGGGACUAGUCCAGUGGCGAGAAUACAGGAGGCAGAGCAGGCUGCUGAGUUUAAGAAACGAUGGACCCAGUUUGUCAACGUGACCUUUCCAAUGGAGGGCACGGUCACCAGAGUGGCCUAUUUGAUGCACAGUCCCAAUGUCAAAAUCUCCAACUGCAGAUUCAUCGACAAUAGUAAAAAUGGAGUACGUCUCUCUGUUGUCGUCAACGGCACAGAAUCCAUUGUGUCCAUCGUAACAAACUACAAUGACAUUGGUGCCAGAUAUAGCUACUUGGGCUUUGGGGGAUAUGCAAAGAUGCAAAGCAGACAUCAGAUAAUCCACUUUGGUCUUGGAGUUCAAACAGUGUCUGAACAAAACACUGUGAAUCCAGUCUAUGACUUUGGGUUUAUGGUUAAUAUAGUGGGAGGGCUGACACUGUGUCUCGCCAUUGGGUUUUUAAUCCUGCAACGCACGUUUUAUUUCUGCUUCCGCAAGAUCAUGCGCUAUACUUUAACGUUUGUUCUCCUGCUGUGUGUCGUUGAGUUUCUGUUUGUCUCCAAUAGCUGUGAUUGGCUUGUCUGUGUCCAAUCAGUGUCCAAUCUGCCCCCAAACCCUCUCCCCACAGUUGUGGUUACAUCCCUGCCAGGGUCUGGGGCUGAAGUUCUCAAGCCCCUUUUCUAUAACAGCUCUGACUUUGUUUAUCUCCAAGUCCCCACAGAGCACUUAGUCAUCCCGGACACUGAGUUCAACUUUGACCCCCUGGUGGACGCCUGCGUGUGGUCCAGACUAGAUGCGGAAAGAGGUCACUACAAGGCCAUCCAGGGCUGGUUCCAUUCCUUGGUCUCUAACCCUAGACUUCACCUGCAGAACAUUCAGUUGCACAACGAGGGCAGCUGGAAUGAGAUUGGGGUGGAGCUUUCUGGCAAGAGGAGGAAGCCAAUUCGUAAGCAGUCAGGGUCUACGAAACCGAGGGGGAGUUCAGAUAGAGAUGGCGAGUAUGUUCGGGAGCUAAGGCGGCACAUGGAGAGGUACCCUAAUGCCCGCCCUGUCCUCAGCCUGAGCAGCGGGAGCUGGACCCUGAAACUCCCGUUUUUCCGAGAGGUGGUCGGUCACUCAUUUCGGGCGGUGCACGUUGUGCGAGAUCCUCGUGCUUGGAUUUACCUUAUGCUCUACAACAGCGAGCCAAGCCUUUAUUCUCGCAAGAAUGUGCAAAAACAUGUCGCCGCAAUUUUUAAGCAAGAGAGGAACGGCGGGAGAAGCAAGUGUACACUAGGGUUCACCCAGGAAUUCUUGACAUUGCACAGCGUCCUCUCUGAUCCAGAGAUGGAGCCGGUGCUGCUACUGGCCCAUCUGUGGCUGGCCCACACAACCACGGCACUCCGGGUCAACGGCGACCUCACCGCCUCUUACCUCCAUGUGAGAUUUGAGGACAUUGUGCAAUAUCCUGAGGAGACAGCAGGAAAGAUACACAUGUUUCUCGGGGUUCCCGUGGCCCCAGCUGCCCUCAACCAGCUCAUGUUCGCCACCUCCACCAACCUGUACAACCUGGUGUACGAGGGAGACAUAUCGCCAGUCAGCAUCAAUGUGUGGAGAGAAAAAAUGCCCAUCCACGAGAUCAGAAUGAUAGAGGAAACAUGCUUAACGGUUAUGGAGAGACUUGGGUACUCAAGGUACUUAAGUUAAUAGCUGGUGUAUGAUGUCUUACGAUGGACACCGUACUUUUAGUUUGUUGACAUGUAUACUUUGUUGUUCUAUAUUUUGCACAUUCCACUAUUAUGUUAUUUUGAAUUGUCCAGGCCUUGUUUAUAGACUGGGAUGUAUAAAAUAGAACAGAGUGAUGUGCUCCAUAACACUUUUUUGAAGUGUAUGAUUUGUCUGACUAAUGUCUUUUCAUCCAAACAGUUUUAUAGUUUGUUGGCUGGUUAUUUAGCCACGCCCAGAAUCUCCUGGCUAGCAUUUUUGGAGCAUGUAGCAAUGCUAGGGGGACACGAAUUGUUGAUUCAACAUGGAACAAAUCAGCAACCACAGUUAUUGAAAUCUCUGCAACCCUAAACAAACUGUUGCAGUUUGUUUUUGGAAUGGGUGGCCAGUAAUAAACUGGUCCUGAACAUCUCUAAAACUAAAAGCAUUGUAUUUGGUACAAAUCAUUUAGAGUUGCUCUGCUUUUUUGACACCACACUCCACAAAGCAAGUCCUGCAGGCUCUAGUUUUAUAUUGUCUUGAUGAUUGUAUAUGGUUAAGUGCUGCAAUUAAGGACCUAUAAAAACUGCAGCUGGCCCAGAACAGAGCGACACAUCUUGCUCUUCACUGUAAUCAGAGGGCUAAUAUCAAUAUUUUGCAUGCCAUUCUUGGCUAAAAAUAGAGGAGAGACUGACUGCAUCGCUUCUUUUUUUUUUUUUUUAAGAAACAUUAAUGUGUUGAAAAUUACAAAUUGUUUGCUAGGUCAACUUACACACAGCACUGACACACACACUUACCCCACCAGACAUGACGCCAGGGGUCUUUUCACAGUCCCCAAAUCCAGAACGAAUUCAAGGAAACAUACAUUAUUAUAUAGAACCAUGAUCGCUUCCAUCUCAAAUAGCUCAAGUGAGCAGCAAACCUGGCUUGAAACCCCCCCAGAUAAAGCAACACCUCACAGAACGCCUCUCCCUUAUUUGACCUAAUUAUGUUGUGUGUAUGUACUGAUAGAUGCCACUGACUGUACAUUUAAAUGAUCAACAUUGAAACGAUAAAUGUAGGCUUAGAAUAGUAGGUCUCUAAUUUAUAUUUUUCUCAGUAUUGAGUCAGUACAGAACCUUUUAGUUAUAUUUUUUCUCAGCAUUGAGUCAGUACAGAACCUUCUAGUUAUAUUUUUUCUUGUAAAUGUAUGCAGUUCUGUCCUUGAGCUGUUCUUGUCUAUUAAUGUUCUCUAUCAUGUUUCAUGUUUUGUGUGGGACCCCAGGAAGAGUAGCUGCUGCUAUCGCAACAACUAAAGGGGAUCCUGAUAAAAUACCAAGAAAAACACUAACAAUUGUAAUAGUAGUGCAUUCAGUCGAUAAUAAUUUAAAACAUGUAUAUUUUUAGGGGGUGAAAUAUCCCUUUAAAGUAAUUGGAAUAGUGGAUUGGAUUUAACAGUGUUAUUUACAUAUUUUGUUACAGUAUAUCAUAAAGCUUUUUUAAACUAUUGUCAAUCACUUGAUUUCAAACACCACUCUUAUUUAUAGUUAAUUGCAAAACAGUUUUAUUUUCCAGUGGUAAGGGGUAAAACGCUGCUUGUAAAUUCAGUGCAGUACUUUUGUCAGAGCAUUGGGGUAUACAACAACCCAGCAGGCUUCUGGGGCAUUUUGUCGAAGAAAAACAUUUUCUCAGCCAGGAUGUGAAUACAGUUAUAGCAAACUUUUUGAAACAUGCAAAA